Paraphaeosphaeria sporulosa is the source of this 1899-nucleotide messenger RNA. Its product is annotated as cytochrome P450. Bases 295 to 1797 code for a protein of 500 amino acids. The record is from RefSeq and is a predicted model, not a curated record. NCBI's taxonomy places the organism in Eukaryota, Fungi, Ascomycota, Dothideomycetes, Pleosporales, Didymosphaeriaceae. Gene Ontology annotation, molecular function: iron ion binding; oxidoreductase activity, acting on paired donors, with incorporation or reduction of molecular oxygen; monooxygenase activity. The transcript is spliced from 3 exons.
CUUAGCUCCACAGCGCGUCUACCUCAGUAGUAUGUCUUUUCGGGAAAGAUACUCCACCCCGCAAACACUGGACUCACAUCCGUUAGGUGACUCGGAUGCCGCGGGGAGCGUAGCCAAUGUGGGACGAGAGUUAUCCUCCGAUCCCGAGAUAAUCCUCAUUGGGCACAGUCGCUUUCGGAUGCAUUUAUUCACCGCGUCCACUAUAUUACACAGAACCUCUUGCUUUAGCACAAGCCGCACUCUUUAUCUGAUUGUACAUGUUCUCGGGAAGUUUCAUACACAAGAGCCGACACGAUGUUCUCUCCCGUGCUGAUACUUCUGUUGGCCAUCGCUGCAUUCUUCCUCAAAAGCCUUAUUAGAGGCGUGAGAUCGCCCUUAGCACAUAUACCAGGCCCAUGGCAUACACGGUUCACCAACAUCUCCCUUCGCAUCGCCACCAUCAAGGGCCGUAGAAUUCACCAUGUUGAGAGCCUCCACCAGAGAUAUGGACCCAUCGUUCGCUUAUCACCAACGCAGCUCGAUGUCUCUGAGCUGUCCGCCUUUUCCCAGAUUCAUCGCAUUGGCAGCCAUUUUCACAAGUCGCCGUGGUAUGAGAGUACGCAUAGGGGCAGGAAGCCGGGCAUCUUUGCCAUGCAAGAUCCGGGCCAGCAUGCGCAAAGACGACGUCUAUUUGCCAGAGCGUUUAGCUACACCAGUAUAUCCACGCAUUGGGAGGCUGUUAUUCGUGAGAAAGUUUCUCUAGCCGUCCAGCGGAUCAGGGAAUCCGCCAUCGAAGGCGGUAGAGAUCAAUCUAUGGCCACAAAUGACAUCUCGAGCAUGAAUCCCAGCCAUGGUGCUGAUGUCCUGAAGUGGUGGACGUUGAUGGCUACAGACGUCAUUGCACACCUUUCUUUUGGCGAAAGCUUCCAGAUGCUGGAGCUUGGACAGCAGACUGCAUACAUUGAUGCUCUGCAGAGUGCUAACUUGAGCAGUGUACUACGAAGUGAAGCGCCACUUGUAUGGCAUAUUGCAUAUUGGGUCCCUUUUGGCAAGCUCCACGCUAUCACACAGGCGGAAAAGGUGGUCUUGAAAUAUGGCGCCAGGGCCAUCCAGAACAUGAGACGAGAAGGUGGAGGAAUCAAGAAUCUCUUUGGCCAGAUGGAGGCAGCGGCCGAAAAGGACGAUGGAAGCAUCACAGAUGACGAGAUCGAGACUGAGGCGGGCAAUCUGAUCGUCGCAGGUAGCGAUACAACCGCAGUAACCCUCACAUAUUUGGUAUGGGCGGUCCUGAAGCAGCCUGCUCUGCAGAAGGAGCUUGAGGCUGAGGUCGCGAAGUUGAGCGACGCUCUCCGUCUGGAGGAGCUCAUCCAAAACAUGCCUCUGUUGAACAGUGUCAUGGAAGAGACGCUAAGGUUAUAUGGUGCUGCACCGGGUGCCUUGCCUAGGUCUGUACCUAAAGAAGGUGCAGUAUUUGGAGGCUACCAAAUCCCCGGAGGAGUCGAGGUUAGCACGCAGGCAUACACCAUCCACAGGCAUCCAGAUCUAUGGACUGAUCCUUUGAGUUUCAACGGCUACCGGUUCUUAGAUAAGUCCACCAUGACCUCUGCGCAGAAGACCGCAAUGCACCCUUUCGGCGCUGGCUCCAGAUCCUGCAUUGGGCUGCAUCUGGCAUGGAUGGAACUGAGGUUAGGAGCAGCCAUGUUCUUUCGAGACUGCCGAGGCGCACGACUUGCACCAUGCAUGACGGAUGAGAUGAUGGAAGUCGACAACCGCUUUUUGAUCUCGCCGAAGGGCCACUGCUGUUUCAUUGUACUGUAACAUGAAGUUGAAUGGAGUACAUGUCUACGGGUGGUAGCAAAACAAGUGUUGGAACCUCUACAGUAUCUAAAUUGGACUACCUUUUUUUCUUUUGGCACUGCU